AUGAAUCCACUAUUGUCAUUAAAAGGUGUUUAUAGGAAAGAUACGAAAAGAUGUUAUGAAUUAUGGUGGCAAGGAUUGCCUUCAAAAGUACGCGGAUUAAUUUGGUUAUUGGUGAUCGGUAAUGAACUUAAUUUAACGCAAGAUUUAUAUGACAUAUGUUGUUCACGGGCUCGAGAAAAAAUGACACUCUUUAGUAAAAAUGAAGACUCAGAUAAUUCACCUCAAAACGAUAAACAAGCAACCUCAGAUAAGUUUUGCAAAUUUGCAGAUAAUGUCUUUCUUCAACCGAUUAAUCGUGAAAAUACUGUGAAACUGAUUCAUCUUGAUGUUUCUAGAACGUUUCCCAAUCUAGGAAUAUUUCAAGUGGGAGGGCCCUAUCAUAAUCUUUUAUGUAAUUUAUUGGGCGCUUAUGUAUGUUACCGACCAGAUAUCGGUUAUGUUCAGUCAAUGUCAUUUAUCGCUGCAGUUUUAUUAUUGCAAAUGGAUCCUUACGAUGCAUUUGUUGCCUUUGCAAAUUUAUUAAAUCGUCCUCUUCAGUUGGCUUUUUUCCGUUUGCAACAACCAGAAAUGACCGUAUAUUUUAUUGCUUAUGAUCAGUAUUUUCAUCAAGAACUUCCUAAACUACAUUCACAUUUCGAUCAGCUUGAUGUUCGACCUGAUCUAUAUCUUAUUGAGUGGUUAUAUACAUUAUAUGCAAAAUCUCUACCUUUUGAUGUUACAUGUCGAGUUUGGGAUAUUUUUCUUCGAGAUGGAGAAGAAUUUUUGUUCAAGACUGCGCUAGGAAUUAUACGCUUAUAUGAAUGUCAGUUACUUGAAAUGAAUUUCGAAGAAGUCGUCUAUUUUCUUACUCAUCUCCCAGAAUCGAUGUGUGUCAAUGAUUUGUUCCAUAAUAUAGAACCGUUCAUGCGUAAUUAUCCAUCUACAUCUGAGAAUAUAAAAUUUAAGAGGAGAUUUUCACAGAUCUGUGCUGAUGUAACUGAACGUAUAAAUGUGGGAAGUAAUAAAUUAUGCUCCAAGUUAUCCUCAAAUAUGGAAGAUUAUGUCGAUGGUCGUUCACAUUCCCCUGAAUUGCGUAGGAUUUCAAAUAAUGUGCAGAAUUUAAAAAUGAGUAAAAGUCUCAGUGGAUUUCUUGGUGAUCUUCUCGGUGCACCAUAUUCUGAGGAUGCCACUGAUAUUUCAUCUUCCUCAUCUUCAAUGAUUCAUUAG
Messenger RNA from Dracunculus medinensis (Guinea worm), 1206 nucleotides. The record is from the annotation of a GenBank genome assembly. Lineage: Eukaryota; Metazoa; Nematoda; Chromadorea; Rhabditida; Dracunculidae.